GACAAUGAAUCCUCGGAUUCUGAUCCUUCGCUAUCGUGCGUCGCCCCUCUAUCCGAUUCGGAAGACUACAGCCUGGAUGACUUUGAAGACGUGGAAAUCCCUAUCGAGCCGACCAAUUUCAACCCCAACACCAAUCUCAACGAACCGGCUGCCCCCGGCGCCGUUAAUCUCACAUUUAAGAAGCCUACACGGGAAAAGCCGGCGAAACGCACCCACGUAGUGCCCAAGGAGGAGCGCAUGUUCCGGAAGCGCGUACACAUGAUGUACGUGGUGGCGAUGGUAGGCUAUGGGUAUCUCCGAAACCAGUGGUGUAACAGCCGCGAGCUCCAGGCGCAGCUCAAGCCCUUGAUCAAUGCUGAGAUAAUGCGGAAAUUGUAUCCAGACAAGACGCUCAUCUCGCUGAUGCGGUCGCGCAAGUUUCUUGACGCGCUUCUCCAGCUCGCGCGCAUGUGGGGCAGCCGGUUCCGAGUCGCCUCAAACGGAAUUAUGCGCACGGACUGGGGAAAUCUCUCAGAAAGGCCACCGAAAACCGAUGCAAACAUGACGUUUACGAAGUUUAAGCACUUGGUGCAGUCACGGCGGGGGUCACGGGACAUAGGAGCGCAAGGAUUUGUGGCCUUGCUCCGCUCCGUGAAACUCAAUGCCCGGCUAGUGUAUUCGUUGCAGCCCCCUGACUUUACAAACCUCAAGUUUAUUGAGAAAACCAAGCCCGAACCAAAUGAAGUAUCACGGGAAUCGAAGAGUUCCCUCCUCCAAAGGAUUCGCUCGGGGCAAAGUCGACCGGCUACUGCGCUGACCAUUUUGAAAUCGCCGUGCCCGAUCAUCUGGGUGGAGGUGUGGAACCUGCACGCGAAGCACUGGGUCACGGUAGAUCCGGUAGUGCUACAGAUGAUCGAAACGGUGGGUGUUCGGUCCAAGCUCGAGCCCGGCCCUAGUGACCCAGCAAACCAGGUGACGUAUGUCGUGGCGUUUGACAGAGCUGGCGGUGUACGAGACGUAACACGACGGUACUCGCAGCAAUACAACGCCAAGACACGAAAAAAACGAAUCACCAAGACCGAGACGGGCCAGGAGUGGUAUGAUAGCGUGCUUACGGCGUAUUGCGCUCUCAAGCGAAGGAAAUCGACCCAGAUCGACGUGUUCGAGCAACAAGAAUUUGCAAAGAGGUCAUUACAAGAGGGCAUGCCCAACUGUGUUCAGGAUUUCCGCUCCCACCCCGUCUAUUCCUUGGAGACGCAGUUGAAAAGUAAUGAAAUUAUCUUCCCUAGAGAGCCCUGUGGGACCUUGAGACUCAAGGGGAAAAGGGCGGGAAACCACGGCGACGUGGUGCCGGUGUACAAACGUGCCAAUGUCCAUGUGGUCCGAUCAGCCAAGGCUUGGUACAUGAAAGGACGGCUUUUGAGAGUAGGAGAACAGCCGUUAAAGGAACGGGAAAAAAGUAAUGUAGCUAGAUCCAGGGCCAAGGCGGAUGACCUGGCUGGUGAAGAGGAGGUAGGGCUAUAUGCAGAGUACCAAACUGAGUUAUACGUUCCGCCUCCGGUCACGAGUGACGGCAAAGUGCCUAAGAACUCGUUUGGGUCAAUUGAUGUGUACACGGACACGAUGGUCCCCGAGGGAGGAACGUUGGUUUCGUCCAAGAAUGCCGCCGUAGCGGCCCGCAUCAUGGGCAUCGACUACGCCAGUGCCACUGUAGGCUUUGAGUUUGCCAAACGCCAGGUGGUGGCUAAAACCGGUGGCAUCGUCGUGGCGUCGCAGUUCUGUGAAGCGUUGCAGCUCAUCGAGGAGCACCUUGGGUUGGAGGAGGCUGAAGAGGAGCAAAAACGGAUGGAAAUGGUGGCGUUGAGCCGGUGGCGGUUGAUCUUGGCCAAGCUCAGAAUCGUGCACCGUUUGAACGCGGACCAUGGCGAUGUCACUGGGGGAGCCCACGAAACCGAAAUUGUUGCAGGCGGAUUCAUCCCCGACGAAAUAUCUGCUGGUAAUUUUAUAGUGGAUGAAGCUCUGGCUGGUGGAUUCAUUUCUAAGAGUAACACCGAAUUUCUUGCAGGUGGGUUUAUCCCCGAAGAUGCCGAGUCGCUGACUGGUGGAUUUUCCCUAGAUGGA
Babjeviella inositovora NRRL Y-12698 is the source of this 2100-nucleotide messenger RNA. RefSeq lists its product as uncharacterized. The transcript is spliced from 2 exons. Gene Ontology annotation, molecular function: damaged DNA binding; single-stranded DNA binding. The record is from RefSeq and is a predicted model, not a curated record. Gene Ontology annotation, cellular component: nucleus; cytoplasm; nucleotide-excision repair factor 2 complex. Gene Ontology annotation, biological process: nucleotide-excision repair; mismatch repair. The annotation marks the transcript as partial. NCBI's taxonomy places the organism in Eukaryota, Fungi, Ascomycota, Pichiomycetes, Serinales.